UGAUUAUCUUCUACAGCCUCACCUCCCUCAAAAGUUUCGUCACUUUCAAAACUUGGAUCUUUAUCUGUUUACGAAACAGGAAAAAUCUACCCUUUUCUUCCACCAUGAGAGUUCUUCAGGCUUCCAACAUAUACGGUGUUGGCUUUGGCAUUCCAUCCAUUUCAACUCGCCCCAACUCUUCUUCUCAUCGCCACGCCAUCGUAGCCACAGGGGCAGUAUUGGCGAAAUCAGCUCCAAUAGGAAGAAAGUUAACGGAGCAGCAUUCUUUGAAGAAGGCAGAUAUGAAGAAAGAAGAAAAUUCAGUUGUUCUCGAGAAAAAAGAUUUUGCAGUUCCAAGGAGAAAGGCUAUGGCCCUGAUAUUCUCCAGUUUUGUGCUCUCAAAUUAUGAAUUGCCCAAAGUUGCAUAUGCUCAAUCUGUUGAGUUCAGGGAAUAUAUUGAUACCUUUGAUGGCUAUUCGUUUAUGUAUCCUCGAAACUGGAUUCAAGUGCGUGGUGCUGGUGCUGACAUAUUUUUCAGGGAUCCUCUUGUUUUAGAUGAAAAUCUCUCAGUGGAGAUAUCAUCUCCUUCAUCCUCUAAGUACAAAAGUGUAAAAGAUUUGGGUCCACCAGAAGAAGCUGGAAAGGGAGUCCUUAGACAAUAUUUGACUGAAUUUAUGUCCACUAGACUUGGUGUCAGACGCGAAUCAAGUGUUCUUUCUACUUCGUCAAGGGUAGCUGAUGAUGGGAAGCUGUAUUAUGAUGUUGAGGUGAAUAUCAAGUCUUACGCAAACAAUAAUGAACUGGCUAUAAUGCCACAAGAUCGAGUUGCUCGUCUGGAAUGGGACAGGCGAUACCUUUCAGUCCUCGGAGUGGAAAACAACUGUUUAUAUGAAUUGAGAAUACAAACACCUGAAAAGGUGUUUGUCCAAGAGGAAAGUGACAUUCGUGCAAUUAUGAAUUCCUUCAGAGCAAAUAAGAUUGCAGCUUGAUAAACUUUGUUAAAUGUUAGACUCAAUGAUAACAUGGGAACAUUGAUGCCUGUUUAGCCGUUGCUUUGUUCUCCAAAUUGUUAUUCCAUAGUUUUUGUCUUGUUCAGUAUUAAUUCUCUAAAAAGUUGAAACUAAUUGACCUGAUUAACGUGGAACAUCACUUCGGUUGGAUGAAA
Molecule: messenger RNA, 1144 nt
Organism: Solanum dulcamara
Lineage: Eukaryota; Viridiplantae; Streptophyta; Magnoliopsida; Solanales; Solanaceae
Product: psbP domain-containing protein 1, chloroplastic
Exons: 4
Coding region: 105-968 (287 amino acids)
Biological process (GO): photosynthesis
Cellular component (GO): photosystem II oxygen evolving complex; extrinsic component of membrane; photosystem II
Molecular function (GO): calcium ion binding
Source: RefSeq, a predicted model, not a curated record